AUGUCGGUUUCAUCAACCCCCAUCAUCGUAUUCACAUGUUUCUGUGACCACUGCUGCAAAGGCGCGGGAGGCACACAUCAAGUGAUUGCCAAAUUUCCCCAUGGAUCGGUAGCUAUUACGUCCGGUUCAGACCUCGUCUCCCACUUCACACUCAGUAACACCUCGAGCGGCUCACCCAAAGAAAAGGCGUUCUGCCGCGUCUGCGGGACCCCACUCUGGACGACCCCCGCAUCAGCCCAGGGGCAGUUUCUCCUGAUCCGGACGAGUCUCCUGGAUGGUGGAUCCAACUUGACGCCGGAGGCUGAAAUAUUUGUGAAGUCACGGCCCGCUUGGCAACACGCGGUGGACGGAGCUGUUCAAUGGGAGGGCCUGAGAAGAUAA
Colletotrichum aenigma is the source of this 381-nucleotide messenger RNA. RefSeq lists its product as uncharacterized. The transcript has 3 exons. Bases 1 to 381 code for a protein of 126 amino acids. NCBI's taxonomy places the organism in Eukaryota, Fungi, Ascomycota, Sordariomycetes, Glomerellales, Glomerellaceae. The record is from RefSeq and is a predicted model, not a curated record. Gene Ontology annotation, molecular function: carbon-sulfur lyase activity.